AGUUAAUGUACAUAUGUCAUGUUUGGCAAUACAACUGGAGCCACAACUUAGUACUUACCUUUGACUUGCCGAGAUGUCUAAGGAACAACAUGGGAUAAAUAACCAUGUACUCAAGAUUAUAACACGAGCUUUUUUAAUGUCAAAAUCUUACUUAAAUUGGCAGAUCAUCGAAAGCUUUGCAGAAAAGAUUUCAGUUGCUGCUUUUGUUACUGCAAUGAUGCCUGGUCCAACUCUGAACAUUUCUACCCUCACGAAAGUGGUUAAGGUGUCUUUUCUUGAGUCAUUCUAUUUGCUGAACACACUUGGUUCUAAUUUUAUGCAAAGGACACCGAAAUUGCAAUGAUUUGAUGAGAUUUAGUCAGCAGUUAGUUGACUUUGAUAUUUGUUAACUAACUGUUAUUUAAUGCAGCUAGAGCCUGAAUACUUGUCUAAUUUCUUCCUCUAGUUGACUUGAUGAAUGAUAAAAAAUACAGAAAAGAUAUUCUAUAUAAAAUGCUCAACAAAUAGUACUUGACGUAGGGUUGCUUAUGCAGGGAAGUAAGUUAGAAGGUCAAACACAAGAUUGCCUUAUAAUGGUUCAUACUAUGUGCUCAGAGUUCAAAAGAAGAGAAAAAAAGUUAAAUGAAGAAAAGCAAGUUUCUAAUAAGUUUACUACUGAUACUUUUGUUGCCAUAUGUAAACUCAACAACAUCAAGGCAUAAAUGGCCUAAAACAAGCAAGCACUUUGUUCUAGUUCAUGGCGCGUGUCAUGGAGCCUGGUCUUGGUACAAGAUUAUGGCGUUGAUAAAAACUUCAGAGCAUAAUGUAACAGCUCUGGACUUGGGUGCUUCAGGGGUCAAUCCAAAGCAGGUUCUUGAAAUCCCACAUUUAUCGGAUUACUUCAGUCCGCUAAUGGAGUUCAUGGCUUCUCUUCCUGCACAUCAGAAAGUGAUUCUCGUAGGACAUAGCUACGGUGGGUUGGCCAUAUCUAAAGCCAUGGAAAGCUUUCCAGAAAAGAUUUUAGUUGCUGUAUUUGUUACUGCUCAUAUGCCUGGUCUAACUCUAAAUGCAACCACUCUCUUGACUAAGUUACAGUCUUCUAGUGAAAUGGUAUCUCAACUUGAUAAUCGUGUAACAUACAAUAAUGGACCCACCAAUCCUCCAACGGCCUUCUUCUUCGGUCCAAAGUACUUGGCAAGAAAUGUUUAUCAGCAGAGCCCAAUUCAGGAUUGGGUGCUGGCUACAACACUAGCAAGGCCACUUUAUGUAUACAGCAAGGAAGACAUAUCGAAAGAGAUGGUUCUUUCAAACAAAAGUUAUGGAUCAGUUAGGCGAGUGUUCAUUGUAGCUGCUGAAGAUAAAACUCUACUGAAGGAAUUCCAAGAGUGGAUGAUUGAAAAGAAUCCACCCGACGAAGUGGAAGAAAUCCCAGGCUCCGAUCACAUGGUCAUGAUGUCUAAGCCCCUUCAUCUUUUUAAUCUUCUUCUGCGCAUUGCACAGAAGUAACAAGCUUCUUGAUCCAGCUUGUGAUUUCAUAUUAAAAAAUAAAGCAUUCUGAAAUAAGAAGGGGAGCUUUGGCGUAACUGGUAAAGUUGCUGCCAUGUGACCAGGAGGUCACGGGUUCGAGUCGUGGAAAUAGCCUCU
This is a messenger RNA of Nicotiana attenuata, 1623 nucleotides long. Its product is annotated as salicylic acid-binding protein 2-like. Gene Ontology annotation, biological process: jasmonic acid metabolic process; salicylic acid metabolic process. The record is from RefSeq and is a predicted model, not a curated record. Lineage: Eukaryota; Viridiplantae; Streptophyta; Magnoliopsida; Solanales; Solanaceae. Gene Ontology annotation, molecular function: methyl jasmonate esterase activity; methyl salicylate esterase activity; methyl indole-3-acetate esterase activity. Bases 622 to 1485 code for a protein of 287 amino acids. The transcript has 3 exons.